AUGAAUGGCUAUACCACGCUGGGAUAUGAGGGAUAUAGCGAGAGGAAAGACUCGGAGUGUGGUACAAUUCCUCAACAGCAACAAGCGUAUGCAAGCUACCCUCAACCUGGUUACCCACAAACGACGGUCUACCCUGGCGCAGUUUAUUCACCUUAUCAGCAUCCAGCCCAAGUUCGUUACACCACAUAUCCACAAGCGACAGUUUACACGACUCAACCACAAACUAUUAUAGUUGACGACUGCCAUCACCACCAUCAACGUCAUCGGGAGCGGGGCUCCGGGGCCGAUAUGUGCUGCAUGGCCGCUGCGAUGGCCUGUUUGUGUGCACUCUGUAUACGAUAA
This is a messenger RNA of Ostertagia ostertagi, 342 nucleotides long. Lineage: Eukaryota; Metazoa; Nematoda; Chromadorea; Rhabditida; Trichostrongylidae. The record is from the annotation of a GenBank genome assembly.